Molecule: messenger RNA, 2460 nt
Organism: Stegastes partitus (bicolor damselfish)
Lineage: Eukaryota; Metazoa; Chordata; Actinopteri; Pomacentridae
Product: phosphoribosyl pyrophosphate synthetase-associated protein 2
Exons: 11
Coding region: 176-1249 (357 amino acids)
Biological process (GO): 5-phosphoribose 1-diphosphate biosynthetic process; purine nucleotide biosynthetic process
Cellular component (GO): cytoplasm; ribose phosphate diphosphokinase complex
Molecular function (GO): ribose phosphate diphosphokinase activity; magnesium ion binding; ATP binding
Source: RefSeq, a predicted model, not a curated record
CAGCCGGAGAGUGAGGCGAACAGGUUGAAAGUGCUGGAGGCUCGAACAAUCAAAUACUGUUGGUUGCAGGUUGUAACCGGACCUAACACGCAAGCUGGAAGGGCUCAGUGCAGCGUGGGUGCCCAGGGAUCCACUGCCUGAGUGUGGGGAGAGUAGCGGCCGAGACCCCAGAGACAUGAACCACACGAAGGGCGGCCUGGUCAUCUUCACCGCCAACUCGCACCCCGCGAGCCGCGAGCUGGGCAAGAGGAUUGCGGAGCGGCUGGGGGUGGAGCUUGGCAAGGUGCAGGUGUACCAGGAAGCCAACAGAGAAACGCGGGUACAGAUCCAGGAGUCGGUGCGAGGCAAAGAUGUCUUUGUCAUCCAGACAGUGGCCAAGGAUGUGAACACCACCAUCAUGGAGAUGCUGAUCAUGGUGUACGCGUGCAGGACGUCCUGCGCUAGAAGCAUCACGGGCGUCCUCCCCUACUUUCCCUACAGCAAGCAGUGCAAGAUGAGGAAGAGGGGCUCCAUCGUGUCCAAGCUCAUCGCCUCUAUGAUGUGUAAAGCUGGCCUCACCCACCUCAUCACAAUGGACCUCCAUCAGAAAGAGAUCCAAGGCUUCUUCAACAUCCCGGUGGACAAUCUGAGGGCUUCUCCGUUCCUGCUGCAGUACAUACAGGAAGAGAUCCCCGACUACAGAAACGCUGUGAUCGUUGCCAAAUCGCCAGCUUCUGCCAAAAGGGCUCAGUCGUUCGCCGAGCGGUUACGUCUGGGUAUAGCGGUGAUCCACGGCGAAGCUCAGGACGCCGAGUCGGACCAGGUGGACGGUCGGCAUUCGCCUCCCACCGUCAAGACCACUGGAGCCAUUCACCCCAGCAUGGAGAUACCACUGUUGAUCCCUAAAGAGAAGCCUCCGAUCACCGUGGUGGGAGACGUAGGAGGACGCAUCGCCAUCAUCGUGGACGACAUCAUCGAUGACGUGGACAGUUUCGUGGCGGCAGCAGAGACGCUGAAGGAACGAGGGGCCUACAAGAUCUUCGUCAUGGCAACACACGGCAUCCUGUCCUCGGAUGCCCCCAGGUUCAUCGAGGAGUCGGCUAUAGACGAGGUGGUGGUGACCAACACGAUUCCCCACGAGCUCCAGAAGCUCCAGUGUCCAAAGAUCAAAACGGUGGACAUCAGCAUGAUCCUGUCGGAGGCCAUCCGACGCAUCCACAACGGAGAGUCCAUGUCCUAUCUGUUCCGCAACAUCGGCGUGGACGACUGAACAUCCUGUCUCACACACACACACACACACACAUGAAUACCAUUUGCCUUCUCAGACUCCAGAAACAUAGAGAUGAAUGAUAGUAGUGUACAAACACAGAUAUCCUACCUGUAUCAUAACAUAUGAAUGCUAACCCUUUCCUUUGAGUGCAGCUUAACGUAGGACAAACACACACAUAGACGUCCGAACACAUUUCCACAAAGUAGUUUAGCUGUGACUGAACACACACACACACUCCGAUGUGUCUGUAAUGGACGUUAAUGGACUACUGCCUAGCUCUCUAACGGCUGCCCUGUUCGUUAAAACAGUACAAACCUCAGCAUCUUCUUUAGUUACCUCUACAUCUUGUCUAUUUUGUUUUUUGUUUUGUUUUUUUCCAUAGAGAUUAAUAUUGAAUCUGUGCGUGUUAGACCACAUCUGUUAGCGCCGAAUGUCUACUUUCUGAUGUAGUUUGGAUUGUACUGAUAGCGUGUCAGUGCCUUCUACAGGACACACAACACACAGGCCUUCGUCGUCGUCGUCUCUCAGCUAACCACCCCCCGUUAUUAACCCUGGAAUAUGCAGCACCUAAUUAACGAGUAUCCGAGUGCAUGUUUCGAUCCAGACCUGUUUAUUUUUUUUAUUUAUGUGGUUUCUGAAUGUGCGACUAAUCCAGUUAGUUUAGACGUUUACCAGCUAGCCAUGUCUGUUGCCAUUUGCACUAAUCUGGUGUCAAAUAAUCUACUAAUUGCUAAACUGGAAUUAACACAGGGAUGUAUUUUCAAAUCCGGUUAAUUGGCGAGAGACGUAGUCACGAGUCAUCCAUAUAUAACGUUAUGUGCCAUCAUUUCAAUGCUUUUUUUCUCAUGUUUGAUAUUUGUUGUACUGUCCCUCUGGAUCGGCGAAACUCCAGAUGUGAAGUUUUUAAAAUAAAACAGCCACCCUUUAGUUUGUGUCAGAGAAAAAGGAGGGUUGUUCUUUAUCAUUUUGGAAAUGGGUGUUCCUCCACCUCUUUAGAUCACCGAGAGCGGAUUAAGUUUGCUUCGAUUAUCUUGAGUUUCAAACUGUGGCGAAAGCUGGAAAAACUAAACUGAAACAUUUUCUGACAAGAAAUAAUAAAACAAAAAAAAAACUUGACUGAAGCAGGUCUUUGUCACUUUGCCAGAUGUUCCAAAAAAUGUUUUUGUAUUUAUUUUCAGCACUUAAUAAAUAUGACGUAUGAACGUAAAGCA